UACGUCUCUCGCUCUGGUAAUGAUGAAUGGUCUUGUGAUCAAUCGAAUCCUUGCAAAACCAUUGGGCGAGCUGUCAUGUUAGCGUCAAGAGGAGAUAAAAUUCACAUUGAUGGUAACAACACUGACAAAUACCCGUAUAGCUGUCAAUCAGGAACGUCACAGCAUCCGGGAAUAUACAUCAACAAGACUCUAUCACUGAUUGGUUCUGCUAAUCCCAUGCCUCAGAUACGUUGUUUCGAAGAAACAGGGUUGGUGUUCAGUGGCUCUGAUAGCGCGGAGGACAUGAAUAUAACUAUAUCAGGACUGUUAUUUAGUGAAAGCCUUGUAUAUGUUCAAGAUUCCUCUGUUCAUAUCGAUGGUUGUAAGUUCCAAGGUAGUAAUCAGAGAGUGGAAAUUGUUAUUCGUUACAGUGCGUUCUCGAAGAUGCUGGUUACCAAUUCGACAUUCUCUAGAAACCGUAGGUGCAUUUCAAUAGUUGUCCAAAGUGAAAUGAGCUUAUCCCCAAAUAGCCAAUUAAUAUUCAAGCUUUCAAAUUCCUCGUUCGAUGGCAAUCUUUGUGUAGACAGAGGCGGAUGUAUCUCGUUCUACAAACCUGAGUCCAGUAUACAGACCGUUAGCUGCAAUGUCACACUGGAUAAUGUGAUAUUCUCCAACAACAACUUCAGUUCAGGACUCUUCGUUCUAAACAUUAACAAUGGCAGACAGAACAUAUACCUUCAGAACGUGACAAUUAGCGAAAACGCGCCAUCGUCAACAGUCUUAGAUGCUCUGGGAGGUUUCCUCGGUGGUGAAUACGUUGUCUCUACUAAUGAUGUACAUUUUUUGGUCAAUUCCAGUAACUUCAGAAGUGAACAUGCGCGUUUAUUCCAUGUGACUGCGUCAAAAAUUUCAUUUGAAAUCUUCAACUCGCGUUUUUUUGGUCACAAUUCCAAAGGAAGAGGUGGAGUUGCAUCGCUGGUUGGUGCUUUUCUUUGCAGGCUGAAAGUCUCCAAGUCAUUAUUUAUUGACACAACUGCUGCCCAAGGAGGAGCUUUCAAUAUAGAAUCCUCCAAUGAUGUUAAUGCAAGCAUUGAGGAUAGCACUUUCUACGGCAAUAAAGCAACAAAUGACGGAAGCGGGGGAGCGGUUUUUAUUAGUGCCUCAGAGUCAUCAUUGCGACUAAGUCAGUCUGCUUUUACGGAAUGCACUGCUGGAAAUGGUGGAGCAAUUUCUAUCGAAACAAAAUCGAAUUUACCGAGCGCAUAUCCUAAAGAUAUUGGUUUGCUCCUAACAACUGAAAGUUCCAAUUUUACAGGAUGCAGUGCUAAUAUACAGGGUGGUGCAUUGUACCUGAUUUAUGACACCAAUACGCAAAUUAGCCUGAAUAAAAGCCUUUUUAUCUCUAACGGUAUGGAAUUCGCGUUCGGAGGUGGCGCUAUCUGGGCCGUUUACAAUUCAAAAUCUGAAAAGGAUUUGAACGGGAACACCAGCCAAAUGACUUUAGAGCAGUGUACGUUUUCAGACAACCAUGCUCGUCAAGGUGGUGCUUUAUGGCUGUCACUGAAUGGCCCAAGUCUGCUCUUGUUCAGGCACGUCAUUAUGGAAAAUAACAGAGCUACUGAAAAAUUUGGAGGUGCUGCCGUUAUCUACGACAGUAGUAUUCAAGUGCAAAACUCGCGAUUUUCUAAUAACUUUGCAGGUUAUGGUGGUGCGUUUUGGAUAAUCGGCGAUGUAAAUAGUCUUCAAGUUAUGAAUUCUGUUUUUGAGAACAAUUUUGCUGCAAGCUACUCUGGAGGAGCAUUUCUGAUUCAAACGGGGCUGGUUUUCCUCUCCAUCUCUAUAGUUAACUCGACUUUUAACAACUGCUCAGCCACAUACAAUGCUGGUGCUGUCAAUCUUGUUACAGGUAACACCGUAACGGUAAGUAUCUUUAUUAAAAUGUCUCGUUUCCAAAACAAUUACUGCUCUUCUGGGAGUGGAGGAGCCCUAAGAGUGUCUUCGCCGUCUUCGUAUGGACACACAGGUAUUAAGGUUCAAGAAUGUAGUAAGAGUGAUACGAAAAUACGAAUAAAAAAAGAUGGAUCCAAAGAAGAUACUCACCUUUUCAUCGAAGACUCCGUCUUUGAAAGAAAUACUGCACCAUUUGGCGGUGCUAUAUACUUGGGUGUUGGAAAAGCAGCAUUUUAUAAUUGUUCUUUCAUUGAUAACUUUGCUAGAUUGCGAAGUGGACAUAUUCACUCAGUCUUUGGUUUAGCAAGCUUAAAAAUACAAGACACCCUCUUUAGACAGAUAAUGAAUGAAUUUAAAAGAGAUAAGAUUAUUUUAACAGUUACCUCGUUUCUUGAAGCGGAAAACAUCUUAAGUCUUAAAUUAUAUAAUACCACAGUAGAUGUUAGACCUUAUGGCAGUACCGGCCCCUUUAUACUGAUAACAAAUGGAAAGCUGAUAGACGUGGGAACCAACAACUUAACGAAUUUUAAUUGUCCUGUUGGGAGCAGGCUAGACAUUCUAAACAUAAUAGAUGAGUCAGACUCGCUCAGUACUUGGCAGUUUAGCUGUUCAGUCUGUGCAGGCAAUUCCUACAGUUUACAGCGUGGUCGUGCUGUUGGAUCUCGUGUGGUACCAGGAUUUCAGUGUCUUCCAUGCCCGUUUGGAGCAAACUGUUCUCAAAAUAUAAUCGCCAAACCAAACUUUUGGGGUUUUCAAGAACAGCUUAUUUCCCCAAAGCUUAAGUUUACCAUGUGUCCUCUGGGUUACUGUCGCCCACCUGACAUAAAAGAUUUCCCCAAAUAUAAUGGUUGCCAGGGUAACCGUUCUGGUGAAUUAUGUGGACAGUGUAGUGACGGUUAUUCAGAGACCCUUUUUUCUACAAACUGCAGACCCUCACAAAAGUGUAAUGAUAAGUGGUUUUGGCCUGUUGCGUUGCUUUAUGUGUUGGUCAUGGCUUUUUAUUUCACGUUUAAGCCCCCUAUUGUCCCCUGGGUGAAACGUCAAGUACUCUGGUUUAAAGCGCGCGACACAACAGACGAGGAGAACGAGUUUGACAGAGGUUAUCUUAAGAUUAUUUUCUACUUUUAUCAGGCAGCAAACCUUUUGCUCGUCUCCAGUACGUCACUACGUAUUUUUAGAACCAUGUUUGCGGGGAUUCUUGUUGGACUUUUCAAUUUUCAACUAAGAGUUUCAUCGGGUGGAUUGAUUUGUCCCUUUCCUGGGAUCACUGUGGUAACUAAGCAGUUAUUUUCUGUUUCGCACGUGUUUGGCACAUGUCUGAUGAUUGGCAUUAUUUAUAUUGUUCACUGGGGAGUUCGGAAAAUUCGAGGUCGAGAAGCACCAUUUGCUGGCCCUUAUAUUGGCGGUAUUUUACAAACCAUGUUGCUUGGAUACACAACUCUUGCUUCUGUCAGUUUUGACCUGCUACGAUGUGUUCCCAUUGGUUCAAAGAAGCAGAUGUUUUAUGAUGGAAACGUGGAGUGUUUUCAGUGGUGGCAGUACAUGUUGAUUGUUUUUGUUUGCGCAUUCGUUGUACCUUUCGUACUUGUUUUGUUUUGGGGCAGUUUUAAACUUUACAACCAAACACUUUCUGGGGAAAAAUUGGUAUUGGCCUGUUUUAUUCCUUUACCAUCUUUGGUUUAUUGGGCUUUUAUCUCUUUAAUUCAAAGAAGAAAACAUGGAGACAACAAAGAAACACUGGUUUCAACCAAUGCAGGAAACGAUGACACGCCCUCCAUCAACAUCACUGUCAAUUCUAUAAAGAGAGUUCUUUAUGACUCUUUCAAGAGACCAGAAGUUGGCGGAAAACUGUCUUUAGGAUGGGAAAGUGUUAUGAUCGGACGCCGGUUGAUUUUGGUUGUGUUGAAAGCUUUUGUCAGCGAUCCUAUGUCUCGUCUUCUUGUCAUGAUUUUCUUUUGUGUCUUGUUCUUUCAUCAUCACUCUAUGAUUCAACCAUUUCGUGACAGUUUGGCCAACAGGGUGGAAACAAUUUCGUUGCUAUUUCUUACUGUUCUUGCAAUUCUCAACAUGUUUUUUGGCUCUUUUCUGUCGUUGGCUGCAACAUCAGACGCUUAUUUGAGGUAUUGGUGGGAUGGCUGUCAAGUUUUACAAGNUGGGAAAGUGUUAUGAUCGGACGCCGGUUGAUUUUGGUUGUGUUGAAAGCUUUUGUCAGCGAUCCUAUGUCUCGUCUUCUUGUCAUGAUUUUCUUUUGUGUCUUGUUCUUUCAUCAUCACUCUAUGAUUCAACCAUUUCGUGACAGUUUGGCCAACAGGGUGGAAACAAUUUCGUUGCUAUUUCUUACUGUUCUUGCAAUUCUCAACAUGUUUUUUGGCUCUUUUCUGUCGUUGGCUGCAACAUCAGACGCUUAUUUGAGGUAUUGGUGGGAUGGCUGUCAAGUUUUACAAGUUAUUAUUCUCUGUGCUGUACCUACGCUAUUUUGCCUUCUUGUGGUUGCGGCUGUUUUAUCGCAGCUGAGUCGCCUCAUCAUCGUGGCUGGGCGCUUUUUGAGCAAAUUUAUGUGGAUCUGUCUUAGCAUGUGCGAUGGAGAUCAGAACGAUGAAAGAAGACCAUUAAGGCUUGUGACCUAA
This is a messenger RNA of Porites evermanni, 4556 nucleotides long. Lineage: Eukaryota; Metazoa; Cnidaria; Anthozoa; Scleractinia; Poritidae. The record is from the annotation of a GenBank genome assembly.